AUGCUGUCCUACAUAGUCGGCCUCAUCGCCGCCUUCAUCUUCCUCGUGAACCCCAUCAGCCAGCUCCUCUUCGGCAGCCAGCAUGCCGCCGGCCCCUCGCCAAGGCCUCACCUCAACGAGUCCAUGCUCGCUAUUGACCAUCCCAAUGACCCCAUCCCCCAAUGCCCGCCUGACACAUACAGGGCCCAGAUCCUGCGCGUCUCGCCACUGGUCGUAUAUCUAGAGAACUUCCUAAACGAGGACGAGAGAAAGCAUCUCCUCGACAUCAGAGCAGAGCAGAGCUACACCCAAUAUCCUCUCUCUCUGCCCAACCUCCCAUGA
Clonostachys rhizophaga is the source of this 321-nucleotide messenger RNA. NCBI's taxonomy places the organism in Eukaryota, Fungi, Ascomycota, Sordariomycetes, Hypocreales, Bionectriaceae. The record is from the annotation of a GenBank genome assembly.